AUGUCAAUUAAAAAUGAUACAAAAACAUUCUUAGGAUUUAUUGAUGAACCAAUUGAUAGUUUAAAAAUAAAUAAAGAAGAGGAAGAAGAGGAUGAUUACCCUUAUUCAACAAAAAUUGGUGGAUCACCUAUAUGGUGUGCUCAACCACCAAAUCAUUUAAAAGAUUUAAAAUGUAAUAUGUGUAGUUCAAAUUUAUCAUUUUUAUUACAAGCAUAUUGUCCAUUAAAUUCACUUCCAGAUUAUGAAAGAAAUUUCUACGUUUUUGUUUGUCCAAGUAAUGAAUGCAAUCCAUUAUCUUCUGGUUGGAGAGUAAUUAAAUGUUUAGAUCCAUUAAAAGAAGAGGAAGAAGAUUUACAAAAUGAACAAAUUGAGGAUAAAGUACAAGAGUUACAUCAACAAAAUGUAAUUGAAAAACCACUUGAUGAUUGGGGUGUUGAAGAUUCUGAUGAUUGGGGAAUUUCAUCAACAACAACAACUACUACUACUACUACAGCAUCAGUUACAAAUUCAAUUGAUCAAUUAUUAAAAAUUCGUGAUGAUGCAAUUAAAGAAGAAAAGAAAAGAAUUAAAGAAGAAGAACAACAAAAAAAAAAUAAUAAUAAAAUAAAUAUAGAAGAUGAUUGUAUUAAUGAGGAAGAAAUAAUAUCAGGUGUAAUUAUUCCAGAUGAUAAAAGUAAUAAAUUUCAAUCAUGUACUUUAUUCAUUGAUGAAGAAUCAAUUUAUACAAAAAAAGAUAAAAAAUCAUCAAAUAAAAACAAUAAUAAUAAUGAAGAAUCAGAUUUAAAUCAAAGUAUUUUAAAGAAAUAUCAAGGUAUAGAGAAUACAUUUGGUGAUGAAAGUGCAGAAUGGUCAGAUGAAACCUAUGAAUAUGUAAAAGAUCGUGUUUUUAGUAAAUUCAUUAAAAAGAUCUCAUUUGCACCUGACCAAUGUUUACGUUAUUCAUAUGGUGGUAAACCAUUACCAAUGACUGCAGAGGGUGUAAAAUUAUUAACAUUCAACCAAAUUAAUAAUUUACCACCACAUUGCUCAAUUUGUAAUUCUGUUAAAGUAUUUGAAUUUCAAAUUUUGUCAACUUUAAUAGCUCAAAUUAAAUUAAGAGAUCCUUUAGAUCCAAAAAAGAAUCAAUUAGAAUUUAGUAAUGCUUUCAUUUACACUUGUCCAAAUAAUUGUUUUGAUAAACAAAAAGAUACUUUUAAUAAUGUUAUUUAUAAUGAAGAAACUAUUAAAAUUGAAAAAAGUAUUUAA
Molecule: messenger RNA, 1245 nt
Organism: Dictyostelium discoideum AX4
Lineage: Eukaryota; Evosea; Eumycetozoa; Dictyosteliales; Dictyosteliaceae
Exons: 3
Coding region: 1-1245 (414 amino acids)
Cellular component (GO): cytoplasm; cytosol
Source: RefSeq, a predicted model, not a curated record